GGGGGGGGGGAGACAGCAGGAUCCUCCUCGUGCAGGCUUAGAUUAACACUAGCUGCUCAGAGCAGGGCUGUUUUUGACUGUAGGCUAUAACAGUGCUGCUGAACGGACAAGAAAGGGUGGGAGACAGAAUAGGCUGGACACUGAAGGGGAGGCGGAGGGGGAUGAGGGGGGGGGGUGCGGGACACGAGCAGAGUCCAUUUUAUCAUUUGGUUACUGCCCGACAUUUCUCCUCUCCCUAUUCACACGCAGGACCGCCGCUGCUGCGGAUCACAGCAUGGCAAGGGUGGCCAAGCGAUGGCACAUGGCGGGUGCACUGCGGCAAAUAUUACGGGAUCCUACAGCCUGGUUCACUGUUUCAACCAUGGCAGGGCAGUCGCACCCAGGCUGCUCAAUGUAGCCUCUCUCAUUAACUCAUUAACAUGUCCGUGAGAGAGAAAUCAAGACGAUAUUCCUCAGUGAUCGUGCCAGACUUUCAUUUCCGGCCUUUAUUAAGGGAGCGCCAUUGCUUCUGCUCUGCCCCCUGGAAGUCUUGUGUUAAAGGACAUGUGGGUCAAAGACAAAGAUAUGAAACUCGGAGCAGCAACAGUUCUGAAAGGAAAAGAUAAAUCGUUAAUCGUUUUUCAUGAUCAUCAGAGUUAGGCGUUGCAGGUUGUCCCAGAAUCGUUUAAUCAUUCGUGAGUGUAAGUGUGUGUGUGUGUGUGUGUGUGUGUGUGUGUGUGUAAGUGUGUGUGUGUGUGUUUGCUGUGACUCCAGCUCUCUCCCCACCCCGCCUCAUGCACGCGCACGUUGCGCCAGGCCGGUGAUGGAAAUGCGUAGCGCCGCACGCACUCCCACACGUCCCUGUUUCAUCAUCAGCUGAGCCCUUUCUCCUCCACUCACAACUCUUCUCCCCUCCCUCUCUCGCCCCCUCCCCUCUCGGCUCUAGCUUCUUUUUCUAUCCAUCGCUCUCCUCCUCUCUCCGUGGGUCCCGACCACAUGCAAGAGGGUAGACUAGGACGCUGCAGCUCUAAAAAAAAAGGGGGGGGGGGGGGGGGGGGGACGCUCUGCUGCUAUUUCUACAGGCGGGCCCUCCCCUUCAGCUAGUCUGUGCCAAAAGAGGGAGGGAUUUUUUACUACUCCCAGUCCCAGGAUUUUAACCCCCUGCCUGCACUCGCUUCUCUCUGCAAGAUCUGCUACUCAAUAUCGUGCAACAAGUGGCUUUGCUUUACUCCUACUUCGACAUUGCUGCGCCAUUUGCAAAGACCCUUUUUUUGGGACGCCCGUUUUCCUCACUCCGUGGGCGCUCAUCACAUGCGUUUGGUCAGUUUUUGCUGCCUCUGGGUUGUUGUAGAGUUAAACUGGACUGGGGACAUUCAGGGGUUUGGGUUUGUGCUCUACGGAGGCUUUCUCGAGCACGUGCUCGGCGAUUGCUCGCCAUGCUUCCUUUUUCUCGUGAGUCCUCCCUAAAGCUGAGGACGAAGACAGCAGUUGGUUUUUUCCGCAUGUUGUUCGGCCAGCUGCUCGAUUCUGCAUUACCUGUGCGUGCUUCUCGAUUUCAGCAGAUGAUUUCUCAUAUAUUUUCCUGUCCUCUUAUCUCUUCUGCCCUCCGCAUCUCUAAACCGCUCCCUCUUUUGGGUUUUCUGCCCCACCCUCUCUUUCUCAUGCUCUCUCUCUCUCUCUCUCUCUCUCUCUCUCUCUCUCUCUCUCUCGCUCUCUCUCUCUCUCUCUCUCGUGGGCAGUCUCUAGUGAAAGGGGAGCAGGAGGGUGGAGCAGGGACGGGGCUUUUUCUGGGACAGGUGCCAAUUUCAAACAAAAGACACAAAAAGCCAAAAAGAGUGAGAUAGUUCCCAACGACAGGAAAAAAGUAUUUAUUUUAGAACGUAUUUGAGGUAAUAACGUGUGUCCAUGUGUAACUAUUCUUCUCUUGCAGGACUUUUCUUUUUUGUAUUGCAUGAGUGAGUAGCAGCAGAGAUCUUGAAUCCUCCCCUCCCUCCUCUCACCCCCCCUCUCUCUGCUCUCUUGCUCCCGUGAAGGCAUUUCGAGCGGGGAAAAGAAGGAGGGGCGGGUGGAGUUUGGAAGGGGCAGUGGGAGGCGGAGCCCUGCCUCCCUGUCGAGUCUUCUGCAUUAUUCAUAUGUCCGGGCCAGUGCUGCAAUCUGACUGGCUGCCUGGCUUAGCAUUCACCCGACAUUCAGUGGCUCUGUUUGCUAACAUUCCUCAUUCAAAGCCUUGUUAACUGCCAGACGGGAGGAACACGCGACUCCAUGGGAAACCCACAUGGCCUCCUUAUUGUGGCGGCCCUGACAGUCUCAGACUAGGAGGUGGCAGACAGGGGAGAGCGAGGGGAGCCGGUUUGUAAAUAUUAGACAGCACUUAGCCGAGUUGAGGCGGGUUGCCCGAGGCUUAGACACAGGUUUUGGGCAAGGUGGCCAGAUUGACAGGGUAGAACCCAGACAGAUGGGCAGACAGACACGCAGACAAGGCGUUGAAGCAGACAGGGAGGCUGGCACUCUCUGGGACUCUGAAUGGGUCUCUCGUUGACGUGCCCGCCUACUCCUUGCAGGGAGUGCAAAGCUGUGUGACUGAAUCCGAGCUCCUUCUCUGCCCUUCUCCACAGAGAGGAUAUGUGGACGUACAGAGGGAUCCAGCAAUCCAACAAUGGACGGCGGCGAUUUCGGUGCUUUACCCCGGAUAGCUGAUCAGCAAUGCAUGUGUGCCCGUUGCCUACAAAGUCUCAGUGGCUCAUUAUUUGGGAAUCAGACUACUUUAUUUUCCUGGUCACACCUCAGUGUCAAGGUGAGUUUCAAGAUUUCAAUUUUUUUUUAAAUAAUUCCUAAUACAUUUUUAUUUGAUUUAGGUAUAUAUUUACUUCACACUCAACGCCGCGCUUAGCUGUGUGUGUGCAUGCCGCCACACUGUUGUAUUCUCUGUCAAAUUCCUUUGGGUCAGGACUGUCGCUGGGAGCACGCAUCCUUCGGUUUCCUGUUGCAGCGGUCUGCAGGCACACAACAAAAUGAACUCCGUUUGUCGUUCGUUUAUUGAGCGCAGUCCAACUCACAUUGUUCCCGGCACACGGCAGCGGCAGCGAGUGUCGCGUCCGGUCAGAACCGACUCCGGCGGGUUGUGUGUGUCAUGUCCUCCGAAUCAGUAAGUCUCUGGUGCGGCUCGAAGAUAAUCUUCUCAAAGGAAAUUAGUCGGGGAAAAAGGGGAAAGAAAAGCCGUCAGCCUAAAGGGCAAAUGAAGAUUAGAGGGAAACGGUACACGAGGGCACACCGGCUGGCACCCGGAACUGCACAAAGGCCUCAUUGUCACGGGAGUCCUCAGCUCUGCACUCACUCUCCCUGUGCACUUGGGGAGACAUGACACCUGUUGGUGGUUCUGUUCAACUGCAGGCAGAGGGACAGCACACGAGGGCGGUGCUCAAAUUCAUAUAUUUUUUAACGUACUUCCAAAGAGCACGAAUGUGUUGGAUGGUCUCGGGCGCAGCACGGCUCAGCAGACACAGACACGGUCACAUGUUUGACUCCGGGUCACGAGUUUCUGUCUCAUGUCCAAUUGUUUUUUAUCUUCAAUUUCUCCACUGACGCGAGUACAUAAAAGUUAUAAUGACAAAAGAAAAAAACACCAAACAGUAAAAAAAAAAAAAAAGAAAAGAAAAAAGCUUUGGAUUUAUAUUUGCUGAUAAGACAGUUUUAUGUCAAACCUGCAGACGCACAGGGUCCGCUUACUUCAAAGAGUCGAGUGGUUAUUCUCAAAUCUUUUCACGGCUCAUUCUUGACAGUUUAACACAGUUUUGGGUUUAUGGCGCCAUGUGUCCAAAGGUUUGACGAGUGCUCGAGAUCAUGGCUGCAGGGUGUUCCUCAGUUACACCUCUCAUCAUUAAUACCACUAUUCGAUUUUACUGGAUACAGGAGCUUUGGGAGUGCGUUAAUAUGAUAAUAGUCUCUGAAAACAAUUUAUUUUAUUUUAAAUAUAUAUUUUAAAGUAAAACUAACAAGCAAAAUAUACAGCUUUAUUUUAACCCUCUCCUAGUGUGUAAGUUCACACCGGCUAUUACACGUAUUAGCUAAAAUGUCUUGCUUAUCUCUUGCAGUUUCUAGUUUCGAGUACCGAAGAGAUCUUUUCCUCAGACAACAUCUUGACUUGUCACAGUAGGAAGCACACUGGUGUAAAUGAUAAAAUGAAUGAUGGCUGAAUUCCAUUUAGCUGCUCUGAUUUCAGGGUCUUGGUAUCGUGCAUGGUAGCUCACUGUCACUCUCACUGUAACACUGGAACAGAGCGGAACCAACGUUAGUGUUAUUAGUAACACCUGUGCUUCUCCUACUAUGACAAAGCAAAAUGUCUGCUGUGAGAAAGCUCUGUCUAGAUUGGAGUGCUCACAGCGCUAACAUCUGUUACUCUGGAUGAUCCACAUAACGAGCUGUCGAUAGUUUUUGUCGGGACUAUUUCUUCAGGAGAAAGAAGUUCAACUCAAACCAGUUCCCAGUGAGGCCUGUGGUUCAUCCAGAGAAACAGGACUUUUCAGGAAAAAGAGAAUAACAAGAAAAUAUGUUUUCUGUAUUUUGCGUGAAUCGACCCUCUUAGGUAAAAGGCCUCGCCCUGUGUAAGCCCGACUCCGUGCACUGCACUCGUUAGCAGAGUGCGUGGAGGAGCGAGAUGCAGGUCCACUCUAUACCGUACAGGCUCGGCCAUUAAGUAGCUCGCGUAGAGAUUUGUGUGGCAUUUACGGGACAACCGAGCUGCAAUAAAAACAGCCGCAAACUGGUGCAUGCGUGCCUGUGAGCAGUUAAGGCGGUGACUCACUUUUAUAAGUUCGGCCCCAGCUCGCUUCCUCACCCCUCCGGUCGCUCUCCAGCUCGCUCUCCUGUCUCACUCAGGAAACUCUCUGAAACAACCACAACCUGCCCGUCUGACCUUUCAGACAGACGUGCAGAUUUAUUCUUAUUUGCACCAAGAUUUCCUGUGAAAUACACACCUUUGCUAGAGAGGAAGCAUGAUGGAUCAUUCAGAGGAUUUAUCUGACUGGUUUUAAGCUCACGGUGUAGUGUAUCCACUGUGUGUCGUCGUAGAUAAUACAGAGAGACGUGCAAGUCGUUACACACAAACACUCAAAUUGGCAGAGAUACCGAUUUCCUUGUCUGUCGUGUGUUUUACAUGCGGGACCGCGCAGGUUCACGUGCACAGUCGUAACGGGAUUCUCAUGUGUAGGACAAGAGGUGAAAGUGUGACCUUUCGACGCCCUGCAGCGGCUCACUCUCUCCUCUCAUUUGUCUCCAUCAGGCCGAGGAAACCCGAGAGGAGGACAUCCGACAGACCAAUGAGACAAGCUGCGUAGAGGAGGCGACCUGUCAGGCAUAAGUGACAUCCAGGAAGUAUUCUGACAGCAUCCUUUGAUUUGCAACAAUUUAGGCAUGCAGACAUGUUUAUGACGUACAGUUAGAUGCACUCUGCUCUGCUCUCACACCAAAUUGGAUUUCCUUUAAAUAUACAAAGCAACACAAGUUAAUUUAAAAAAGAAUGAAAACACAUCAACAAUGAAUAUAUCAAUUGCUUUAAUACAGGGAACCCUACUUACAUCAAAACAAUUUUAGAUGAUGAUUUUGUAUAUAGAUUGUACAAUAAAAUAUAACUGAAAAAUUAUCAAAAGUUGUACAUUAAAAUAUAUUGCUGCAGUUAAAUGAAUCCUUAUGUUCAUGCUGGCAGGGACACGUCACAUCCUGACAAAAUCACUUGGAUAUAGAUUUGUCUUUAUGAAUUGGGGGACUUUUAUUUUAAUAAAAAAAUGUUUUUUAAAUUAUUUCUUCAGUUAGUGUGAAAGUUAUUAACACUCCUGAGACCAAGUGUGUUUAAAAUGAAUAAAAUAUCGACUGACAAAAUAUACAAAAUACAAUAAUACAGUAAUGACACAUUUUGUUCUUUAUAAAAUAAUCUCAAAUCUUUUUUUUAGCUUUUUCUGAGUUUACAACUGCAACUCAGCGUCUUCAUCAGCAGAUAUGUGUUUCGCGUUUCAACCCUCAAAAGGAGAGAAGGUAUUUUUAUUAGAUUAACUCUAGAAGGGCCCUUUGUCGCUCUGAGUCUGUGUUCCCUCAGAUCGACCAUCAACCGUGUGACGUGAGAGACUCCUGCAGGAGAUAAACUGUCCUUUGGGGUGAGGUAGUAGGUUGUAUAGUUUUAGGGUCAUUCCCAAGCUGUCAGAUGACUAUACAACUUACUGUCUUUCCUGAAGCGACUGUGAAGGCGACGUCAUCAUCGACAUCGGCGUGGAGAAAAAUACAGCUUCACCACUGCAGAUCAUGUUUAUAUAAAAAUAAAAUGUUAGAGAAGAGAAGCAGAUAAAUAUGAGAGCAUUGUAAGAGAUACUCUUCAAGUUUUAGUUCAGGGGUAGAUAAUGUUGGUGCUGAACAUAAUAUUAAGAAGAUUUUCCUUCUUUCUUUUACUGUGCAUUCAGCCUGUCGACUGUCUGUUUUGAUUACCUGACAUUAUUUGGAGUCUAUGUCUGAAAUAUAAACUGUUAUUGGAAUUUCAAACAGAGCUGUUGCAAAUGCUUCAACACAACUCCUCCAUUAGCUGAUAGUUGAGUGAUGUGUUUGAUUUUAUCUCUGAUGUUAUCACAGCUAACCUUGCUGUAGUCACACAAUAGCAACACGGUGGAUCCGUCUUCAUGUGCCCAGUGACGAGAUGUGCACAAACCUGUAUGGUGUUCGUACAGGGUGAGGUAGUAGGUUGUGUGGUUUCAGGGUUGUUAUUUUACCCCAUCAGGAGCUAACUAUACAACAUACUGCCUUCCCUGGAGGGCAGCAAUACAUCACAGGAGCGCACACGACUUAGUCUCCUUCCUACUGAGGAAGAAACUCAUCUGGCAUUCGAUUUCAAACGGGUGAGUGGUGGCAAAUCUCAAUAACAGUCGUUACUUAACAGAUUUGCAAUUAAUGUAGAUAGCAUCAUGCAUGUUUUAAUUAUGUACUGUUUGAUUAAUAAACAUAAAUAAAGACUGGAUUAGAAAUACUAUAAGAACAAACAAUGACUAGAGUGUGAUCCUUUCAAUGUAUACCGAGUACCGAGGUGGAGUUGUAAAUAUCUAGUUAUUAUUGGAAUAGUUUCAUGAAAUAUUGCAUUAUUCUGUAAUGCUUGUAAUGAUCUUAUUGUAUAUUUUAUUUUAAAAGGCUCGGUAACUCAGGCUUUAACAUGUGGAUGUUCUGUAUCUAUUCAGAAGAAUGUUCUCAAGUUAGUAUUUGUCUUUUUUUUUCUUCUUGUAAUUUGUUAUGAAAUAAGUUCAUUUACUGGACCAAAGGAGAAUAUUUUCAUGUUUCUAUUUUUUUUUUUUUUUAAUAUCUAUUUCCACAAAAAAAAUUGGAGCCAAGAUUUAAAAACCAAAGUAUCCGAAAAAGAGAGAGUCCAUUUUAUUUGACACAUGUUCAGCAUCAUGUAACAUACAGAGUGUAGUCUAGGUUUUGAAUUUUCAAGUUGCAUCCCAGACUUCUUCAAAAGCUGAUGUGUGGUUCACACUGUGUAUUUCACUUAAUCAAGCUUCAGAGUGUGGAAGACACUCACAGAUGGAACAAGAGACCAGGUGCUGAGGUCCCCGCAAGGAAUCAUAAACAGUCACCCUCCCACUCGUCUCUCUGUGUGAAAACACACCGAGCGUCCUCCGAAGGCUUUGGUUGUCCAGCUUUUCAACAGGAAAAGGUGACGGCUAAACACCCCCAGACCGUCUCUCACCUCAGGAUGGAGACGUUAAAACAUUGCUGAGCACCCAUACACAGUAGAUGGCGCUAGAUAUUACAAUAGGCAGAUUUUGAAUACCUGCAAAAGAUUUUUUCACGUUUAUAGCAGUUUCUUUGUUAUUUAUAUACUGUAUUCUAUUGUGUAUGCAGUGGUGGAAGAUAAGCACUGCAAUAUAAGAAUACUCCAUUGCAAGUAAAAUCCCAGUGUUGAAAUAUUUCUUAAAUUAUUAAACUUACACGUACUCAUGAUUCAGAAAAAUGGCUCUUGUCAGUGUUGAACUAUGAUAUUGUGUUAUUACAGAUGCAUUCAUGUGUAACAUUACUUGCACUUUUAACAGUGUGUCACAUGUUAUCAGCUCUGGGUUGUGAGUUCAAUCUUAAUCCGUAAAGUAACUAGAAAAUAAAGCUGUUGGAUACAAUUAUUGUAGUGGAGUAAAACGUACAAUAGUUUAAUAGUUAAGUAGAAGUAAAGAAAAAAUUACAAUAAGCAGGACUUGAGUGACUAUUUCACCACUAUAUAAAGUAUGUUCAACACAUCUAUGGGGUACUGAACCACAUACAAAACGUACUUACAUAAUGUAUGUUAUUCAAUGUUGUUUGACAUGUUAUUGUGAAAAACGACCAUCUUAUUGAGCAUUUGUGUAAUCAGUAUCCCGUAAUAUAUGAUGGCGGUGAUUAACAGUGGCUCCACUGUAAAUGAUGUAGGAGACGUGCUGCUCUGAGACAGAGACAAUCACGCCAGAGAGCUGUGCUCUAUCGACACAUGAGACAACGGAGGAGUGGCCACGUCACGGUCCCCCGGUUCACAUGCACCGUCGUCCGGUGACGUCCCGAGCCACCGGGAAGUAGUUGCAGCCUGAUAAAAAAAAAAAAGACCCAGAGAUGGGUGGUCCCGUUUUUAAAUCCCCCCCCCGUGCCCAUUGGUGGAAACCAUAGGUGUGUCAGGGGGGUGUGCGUCCCGCGUCUCCGUCCGUCCCUACGUUAUUUCCUGCAGAGAGAAUGAGCGGAAGUUUGACCGCGCGCCGGGACGCGACGCAUCAAGUUUUACCUUCAGAGCUGAUCGGGGAUCUGAGCGUCGGAGCGUCCCGGGACCGAGGGGCGUCCAUGCCGUCAGCAGCAUCUGGAAAUGCUCCGGAUAGCAUCCUCUGAGCUCUGGGUGCAGGUGCAGGUCUGGGCUGUUGACGUCCCCGGGGUCCUAGCACCAGUGUGACUGGUUCCUCAUGUGGAGCCAGGACCCUCUCACCCUACAGUUUAUCCCAUUCCUUUUCGGUUUGGAUCUGUGCAACUGUCAGUGCUCAACACGUUCUGUAAGUACAUUAUUAAACAUAAUAACCUAAUACCUGUUCUCCAACAGUCCACUAUCUCCACGCACAUCACUAUCGUAUUAGUCAUUACUAAUAAAUAACUUAAAUUUCAUAUUCCUCUCCUGGACAUGGCUCUCUUUGGAUACCGUUUGGACAAAACGGUAAUUUUACCUCACAGAAGACGGGAGUUGCUGGUCUACUGAUGCCUCGGUCGGUGAGUUAGUUUGUGUUAUUGUUUGACUUUGGUGAAUCUGAAAUAACCAAAUUCACACAAUAAUACAAACGGACCGACGACACCUGCAUUAUGCGAGGGAAAAUUACUGUUUUAGGUGGGCCUCUUUUUUUUUUUAGGUGUCUAAAGUAUGUUUUGCUGCUGUCAGCAGUACAUUACUUUGCUCCGUGUAAGAUCAGGCACUGUCAGAAAACGGUAUCAAUCAAUGUCGAGGAGAAUUCUAUUGCAGUUUUAAUAGAAGCCAUCUCUUUGUUGCCGACUCACUCCUCAAAAUCUGCCGAUGAUCUCGUAGGUCGUGAAUUCCUGGCAUGGAGAAAUGCUGCAGCUGUGAGAAUCCACAGAAGAGAGUGCAGAAAAGCUGAGCGUGAAUGGAAAAAAACACUUUAAACUCCAGACUCACCUUUACGUCUACAAAAAGAGACCAGGCAAGACAAUCCUUUUUACUCAGACAUCAUCAACUAAAAAUAACUAUGCACUCACUUUCGUUUUGCACUCAUGGUUAUCUCUCUUAACUGUAGCUGAUGACAAUAGAAUUCUGGUCUUCAUCAUAUCUAACGACCAAAAUCUUUUCAGACGAGGUCCCUGAAGAGAAAUCGUACCAAAUGGGGGUCUGUGACCUCAUGUGUUAGUGGUCCUUGACGUGAAUACGGUGGAGAACCGCUGGUCUAGAUGACUUCCAGGCUGGAUCUCGACCCCAUCACAGCACUGAGACUGCUCUUAAAGUUCUUAUUGACCUCCGAUUAAACACACUCUAGUGAGACGUAAUUUCUAUGCUAUUGGAACUCUGCUGCUUCGUUCAAAACAGCUGAUCAUAAAAUAUUGCUUGCUGGACUAAAAACAACUGGGCUGGUCUUUCACGCACGGUCCUAGAGCCCUACGAGACGGGGAAUAUGGCUCCAUAUCUGAGAGGCCUAGCAGAAAUCUUAAUAUUGAUUCAGAUCGAGAAUUUCAUUUUGGCAAACUAAUUCAUGUGUUCAUCUCAAGUACGUUAGACUGUGGUGUAAUGGUCUUUUCUCAGGACUAGACCAUCUCAAGACUUAAGAAACCUGAACACAUUACACCAAUGCUCAGUUUCUCUGCACUGGCUACCAGUCAGUUAUAGAAUUGACUUUUAAGUUACUGCUGGUUGUCAUUUAAUGGCUGAAUACAUUUCAGACCUACUUAUUUUUUCUGCAUAAGUGUAGGCUUAUGGUCAUGCACUCUCAAAACAUCUCAUUUUAAAAUUCCUAGUAAAGAGACAUCCAUGGCUAGAGAUGCAGGGGGACACAAUGGGUUCAUUUUAAGAUGAACUCAAUGCACUGAAGUAUAAAUGUAGUUAUUGUGCUGCAAGAGAAAACGCAUUUGCACAAUCCGCCCCUUGAUGACGAUUUUAUUUUAUUUUUAUUGCAAAGCAGCUCGACAGACCAGUCAGACAUCAGUUAGCUGCUUCAGUCUGUACGGCCUCUACAGUGAAGUCUACAUGGUACAACAUACUUUAGCUAUGAGGCUUUUUACACUCUCACAGAUUUCCCACUUAGGCCUAAACGACUUUGGAAUGCUGUCCAGACCUGUCCUCUGAAACGCUGCAACCCUAAGACUAGAUAAACAAGAACAAACAUGCUCUGAUUUAUCACGUCCUCUCUGUCUGGCCUGUAUGCACAGAUGAAGACAGCGUAUAACCAACCCACUUAAAGUCGGUGGUUCUCAACAGCGAAAGUUUGAAGUUGCACAAUCUCAUGUCACCAGUGUUUUUUCCAUGCUGGGCUUACAGAUGUAAGCAGCUGUGUAAACUGCGAUUUUACAUUUGAGCUCACAUGAGGUCUGUGAAGGCCCCACAGCCAAAUCUCUCUGUAGAUUAGAUCAGAGAUAAAGUUGCUGAUUCCUGCCUUGAUGGUAUAACGUUGUUAGAAUUCUGACACACAUCAAAUGUUAUUGUAAUAAUACAGGAGCAGAGAUCAGGCGGAGAGAAUUCCCCUCUUCUUUUAAAAAGCAGAUUCCUGUUAGUCUGCCUUUAACCUACAAUUUGCUUGUGAUCACAUUAUUACUAAUACAGGGAAGUUUUACAGCAUAAUGUGUUAAAUCCUAGUCUAUAAUCUAUAGAACAACAACGGCAACAUCUGCCGCGAUGAAUUACUGGAAGUUGGGGGAAGCGUUAUUGAACAUGAGCACUGGUGCUGUGAUGUUGUGGGAUGGCUCUAACAGAUGUCCUUUACCCCACUGUGAGCAGCUGAGAGCUCCACCAAAGUCCCUCCCACACAUACUUUUUAAGAUCCACUCCGAGCGGACGGGCAGCCAGAGGAAUAGCCGGACACUGAGUUCUUUGUUGAACGUAACGUAACAGAGAGAAAGUCACUUAAAGCACGGUAUGUACUCUUUGUCUCUUUGGAGCAUCAGAGUCGGUCAAUAAAUAAGAUACAGAGCUUUGUAACAAACUGCACACUGUGUACUUUGGCUGGAAUUUAAUCUGUGAAUAAUGGGCCGCUGCUGACUCUACGGGCAAGGUUCACUUAUUAAAAAAAGCACCGUCACAUUAUGAACUUACCUCUAGCAUUAGUGGCACAAGAGUUGUACCUGUCCCCACUGCAUGACUGAUCUUCAUUUGUGCUUUCAUGACAUUUAACUUAGAUUUAUUCAUGUUUGUGAUGUUUUAUCUGAAAGAGAAUAAACCAGGUCCAAGCACCAGGGAAUAAAACGAUAAGGUAAAUCUUGUGAUGCACUUACUGCUGGUGCUGACAUCUUUAAACGUGUGUUAGAGAACUUCAGGCCAUCACACAUAGAAAUGCAGAAGUAUUAGGAGUUUUGAGUUAAGUAUUUUUAAGUUACAUGGCUUGUUCACGGAAAAGCUCCCGACUGUGUCGGAGCGGACAUAUUGAAUCAUUUUCCAAAAGCAAAAAAAUCCCUUUAGGAGUUUGCACCCAAUCUAAGGGGUCGGAGGUUUUUCCAGAACUGGGCUCUCAACCAAUCAAAUGGCUGCCUCAGGAUUUCAGUUUCUUUAUCACUCAUUGUCCUCAUUUGUAUUCUCUCUCCCCUCUUAUCACAGUCUGGUGAGUGAGGGCUUGUUCCUCCCAGGUUUGGCUUGACCUCCACCAUGGCCAGGGAUCUCUUUAGCCCCCCAUCCCCACUCGGGGAUUCCCUGCUCGACAGUCCGCUGUGUGGAGACCUGAUGGAGGAUCUUCGGGACAUCUCCCAGUCUAUAGGAGACGACACUCUGGGAUUUGAUUUCCCGCUGUACCAGAGCACCAGCUCAGGGUCCGAGAGCUCCAUUGCACUGGACACCUUGACCCCAGCCUCCAGUCCGUCGUCGGGGGUGUGUGCGGCAGCGCCGAGUCCAGAGGAGAGCGCCAGCACCCUCAACCUGGAGUGCCGAGUGUGCUCAGACAAGGCCUCGGGCUUCCACUACGGGGUGCACGCCUGUGAGGGCUGCAAGGGUUUCUUCAGGAGGACCAUCAGGCUGAAGCUGGAGUAUGAUAAGUGUGAACGCAACUGCAAAAUCCAAAAGAAGAACCGCAACAAGUGCCAGUACUGCCGAUUCCACAAGUGCCUCUCUGUAGGCAUGUCCCACAAUGCCAUCCGGUUUGGUCGCAUGCCUCAGGCGGAGAAGCUAAAGCUAAAGGCAGAAUGCAAGAUGGUGGAGGAAGAGGAGGCAAGCCCCAUGCUGACCGACCACAAGACUCUGGUCGGGCAGAUCCACGAGGCCUACAUGAAGAACUUCAACAUGAACAAGGCGAAAGCUCGGCUCAUACUCACUGGAAAGACCAGCAAGCCGCCUUUCAUCAUUCACGACAUGGAGACGUUCCAGCAGGCAGAGAGGACGUUGGCGGCCCAGGUGGGGAACAGUGACUGUCCGGAGCACGAGAGCAGCGUUCGAGCUGGGGAUGUGGUUCUGGCCGCAGGGUGUGGUGAACUGCAGCAGAGGGAGGCUGAAGCCAGGCUCUUCCACUGCUGCCAGAGCACCUCGGUGGAGACGGUCACAGAGCUGACGGAGUUCGCCAAGGCGGUGCCCGGUUUCCAAGACCUGGAUCUGAAUGACCAGGUGACUCUCUUGAAGUAUGGCGUUUAUGAAGCCCUCUUCACCCUCCUGGCCUCCUGCAUGAACAAAGACGGCCUCCUGGUGGCCCGAGGUGGAGGCUUCAUCACCCGAGAGUUCCUCAAGAGCCGGCGGCGGCCAUUUGGCGACAUGAUGGAGCCCAAAUUCCAGUUUGCCACACGCUUCAACUCCCUGGAGCUGGACGACAGCGACCUGGCCCUUUUUGUGGCUGCCAUCAUCUGCUGCGGAGAUCGCCCAGGCCUGGUGGAUGUGCCUCUUGUAGAGCAGCUGCAGGAAAGCAUUGUUCUGGCUCUCCGGCUCCACCUGCUGGCCAACCACCCGGACGACAACUUCCUCUUCCCCAGACUGCUGCAGAAACUGGCCGACCUCCGGGAGCUGGUCACCGAGCACGCUCAGUUGGUGCAGGAAAUCAAGACGACAGAGGACACGUCGCUGCACCCGCUCCUGCAAGAGAUAUAUAGGGACAUGUACUGAGUAGAUAGCACAUGGUCAUGAACUGGGGACAUGUAUUCUAAUAUUUAUGUAUGCCACUCAAAACUGGGUGUUCAUAAAUAUUUACUGAUACUAUCAUGCACAUCAAUGUACUGUAAGUAGUAUGUCGUGCAGCUCCUGAGGCUGCACACUGCUGGGAUCUGCCGUGGAAAGGCAGCUUAUGUAGGUGGAGUGGCUGCUUCAAUGAAAGGAGACACAGUGGGGAACAAACCUGUGUAGAAAUAUUUUUUUAAUGCAUUGAUUUGAGAGCACCCAAUCGCUAUGGAUUGGGUCCUGGAUGCCAGCUUUUAUUCUACCGACUGAUCAAAAGCUAAAUAGGGAGUAGACUUUGCAAGUUUGCCUAACAUUUAAAAUGGGUGUACACAUAAUAAAGAUAUCCGGACAUGACUGCUGCAGUCAUGGACGCACUGAUGCUAAAUAUGAAUCUUGAACAUAAGUUCAAGUGUGGUAAAAGAAGCAGAGAAGUUGGAGAAGUUAUAACAUUUGAAGCCUUAAAGGUAACUGAAAUGUUAGUUGUGCAAUAGGCAACUUAAUAUAAAAAUAUUCCUAUUAUUUUGGAUAUUUAGUGCAUGUGAUAUGUUAAUUCAAAUCAAUUGGAUUAGGUUAAGCUUUGUCAUGUCCUUUCAUUGUGUAUUAAUACCUUAUUGAAAUCAGCCAUGUCUCACUCAAUCAUUUUGAGUGUAGUGGUUGAAGAAACACCUGCAUCAGUAUUCAUCAUGUGCCAUAAUGUUUCAAUGCUGGAGCUCAUAUUUCCUAUACUUUGAUCACACAUUAUGCAUUCACCACACCACAAAACAGACAUCUAUUCAGUGUUGGAUCAGGGAAUGUUAUCACAUCAUGAAUCAAGCAACCUUACUUCUACUGAUGGCAGCCAUCAUUUGAAAAUAUUGUAAUUUCAUGUGUAAUAUAUUUAUUUUAAUCCUUAACCUACUGCUAAAAACUAAAAAUGACAGCACACCUCAAACGCAAUAAUAUGUUAAGCUGGUUUAUGUUUUAUUUUGUAAAUAUAACAGGAAUGUAGUUGCCACAGUGAAAGUGUCCGCUGACAGUAAAACCUCAAAAAGAGGAGCUUGUUGCCUCAUUUGCUGCGUUACACUUCACCUCCCGAUGUAGUAUUGUAACACUGUUUCGUGUCAGAAUAAAACUGUUUAUAUUUUGUAUCAUGUAGUGUACAAUAAGAAAUACAUUUGUUGUUUCAAUAAAAUGAAUCACGUCAUGUGGUAGUUUAAAAUAAACUGAUAUAUUUAACUUUUAAU
Molecule: messenger RNA, 15012 nt
Organism: Anarrhichthys ocellatus (wolf-eel)
Lineage: Eukaryota; Metazoa; Chordata; Actinopteri; Perciformes; Anarhichadidae
Product: peroxisome proliferator-activated receptor alpha-like
Exons: 9
Coding region: 12305-13738 (477 amino acids)
Biological process (GO): fatty acid metabolic process; cell differentiation; negative regulation of inflammatory response
Cellular component (GO): nucleus
Molecular function (GO): zinc ion binding; RNA polymerase II cis-regulatory region sequence-specific DNA binding; DNA-binding transcription repressor activity, RNA polymerase II-specific
Source: RefSeq, a predicted model, not a curated record